AUGUUCACUCUACUUGAUGUGAUCGAGUUCCGGCCCUUCAAGAGCGCCAAUGAAACGGUUCUCGCUGACACCUUUGAUCAGCUCGAGGUUGUCCGCCCAGGUAACACGCCGAUUGUGCAGAGAGGCACCCAGGCGAAGUAUCAAGAGUCUAUCUAUCUAUCUAUCUAUCUAUCUAUAUUUGGUCAAUGGGCAGUCACCUGUGAUUGUGGAGCUACAGUAGACGAAGGUGCAUACCACCUCUUGACAUGCAAGCGUCACGGUGGCCCAAUUUGGCAGCACGACUUCAUUGUCUCGGCCUGGUGCAGGUGUCUAAAUUCAGCUGAUGUUCUCCACAAGAAGGAAGUGCGCAACCUCUAUGUCGACAGCCUUGGUCGCCCGGAUAUUGUGACCUUUGACUCAGGUAGCUUGACCAAUGCUGAGAUAGAUGUCUCGCUAGCUCAUCCCUACAACAAGGAGGUGGUUAGCUCUAGUGCUAAAGUGACUGGCCAUGCCUCCCUUGUUCGAGAACAACACAAGAAAGAGAAGUACAAGCAAUUUCACCAUCCAGGAGGACAACGUCCAGAUGUCAUCCCCUUGGUACAUGAACAUUUUGGGAGAUGGGGCAAGGAAGCCAUUAACUUUCUCAAGUCCCUAGGGGAUCGCUCCAAGGAUGAAUAUGGUCAAUACAACAAAAAGGAUUUUAUGUCAGUGUCUAGACGCCGGAUUAGCGUUGCACUUCAGAAAGGCAAUGCUAAAGUUAUUCUAAGGAAGCUGGAAAGACUAAUUUAUGCUUUUUCUUCGCUUGACCUUGCUUUCACAGACGUUCAGUCUUACGUUCAUUAGAAUAGACAGCAGUUUUCAUUAGUCUUUUGUGCUAGAGAAAGAAAUUAUUCAAUAAAAUCUA
Molecule: messenger RNA, 883 nt
Organism: Corticium candelabrum
Lineage: Eukaryota; Metazoa; Porifera; Homoscleromorpha; Homosclerophorida; Plakinidae
Exons: 2
Coding region: 1-822 (273 amino acids)
Source: RefSeq, a predicted model, not a curated record